Molecule: messenger RNA, 2122 nt
Organism: Amaranthus tricolor (Joseph's coat)
Lineage: Eukaryota; Viridiplantae; Streptophyta; Magnoliopsida; Caryophyllales; Amaranthaceae
Product: polyamine oxidase 2-like
Exons: 9
Coding region: 518-1996 (492 amino acids)
Biological process (GO): polyamine catabolic process
Cellular component (GO): peroxisome
Molecular function (GO): polyamine oxidase activity
Source: RefSeq, a predicted model, not a curated record
GCUUUUUUGACAUUAUUUUUCCUAUAAGUUCCCCUUCAAACCUACCUCCUAUCAAUCAAACCAAACCAAAAACAAUCCCAAAAUAUUUUAGGCCAAGCCCAUCUUCUUCCCACCUUUCCCUAAAUCCCCAUAUUUUCUCUCGAAAAUCUCAAAAAGCCCUCCUAAUUCUUAGUUUCAUACACUAAAUAUUGGAAAAUAACUACCCAAAACCCAUAAUUUGUUUUCUGCAUAGAUUCAUUGAAUUUUCUCUGCCAUUAUUACGGUGUCGUUUGGAAUUGAAAGCGUUAAAAAAAAAUUACAAAAAAUAAUAAAGAAGCAGACGUAUGAACUGGUUGUUUAAUCUGGGAAUUUUAUCAUCAAAUUCAAAUCACUUCAUAACUUGUUUGUUGAUCUUUAUUCUCCAUUACUUACCUCAAUUACACCCUUCUUUUUUAUUCUUUAAUCCCACCAGACAACCCCUUACUUCCUCAUCGUCAAAUUCUAUCCUAAAUAAAUAGUUUUUAAAUAUCAGUAUUCAAUGGAGCUCAAGAACAACAAGAGUAAUCGUCAAUUGCGUCAAGGUCUAUGUAACUCUACAAAUGAGGGUCAGGGAAGGCAAGCUCCAUCACCAUCUGUCAUAGUCAUAGGUUCCGGUAUGGCUGGUAUUGCUACAGCCCGUGCUCUUUAUGAUGCUUCUAUUCAGGUGACAGUGUUGGAGUCACGUGAUAGAGUUGGUGGUCGGGUAUGCACAGAUUACACAUUGGGGUUUCCAAUAGAUCUUGGUGCAUCAUGGUUACAUGGUGUCUGCAAUGAGAAUCCCUUGGCACCGUUGAUUGGUAAACUUGGCCUGCCCCUUUAUCGCACCAGUGGAGACAACUCCGUUUUAUAUGAUCAUGACUUAGAGAGUUAUGCUCUCUUUGAUUUAGAUGGAAAGCAGGUGCCCCCAGAGCUAGUUGUCAAAGUUGGCGAAACAUUUGAAGUUAUUUUACAAGAGACGAAUAAAAUACGCGAAGAAUCCAUUGAGGAUAUGUCUAUUAAACAAGCAAUUACAAUGGUCUUUGAAAGAAGACCAGAGUUAAGGUUAGAAGGGCUUGCACAUAAGGUGCUGCAAUGGUACCUAUGUAGGAUGGAGGGCUGGUUUGCGGCCGAUGCUGAGACUAUAUCUCUUAAAGGUUGGGAUGAGGAAGUGCUACUCCCUGGUGGACAUGGGCUUAUGGAACGAGGCUACCUCCCUGUUAUAAACACACUUGCCAAGGGUCUAGACAUACGCCUGAAUCACAGAGUAACAAAGGUUACAAGGCAUCGCAAUGGGGUGAAGGUAACAACAGAAAACGGAGCUACUUUUGUGGCUGAUGCUGCUGUUAUUACUGUUCCUCUCGGUGUUCUAAAGUCUAAUACAAUUAAGUUUGAGCCGAAGCUUCCAGAUUGGAAACAAGAUGCAAUCUCAAAUCUAGGAGUGGGAAUCGAGAAUAAGAUAGUUUUGCACUUUGAAAAGGUGUUUUGGCCAAAUGUGGAGUUUCUCGGUGUUGUUGCAGAAACAUCAUAUGGGUGUAGUUAUUUUCUGAAUCUUCACAAGGCUACUGGUCAUAGCGUUCUUGUAUAUAUGCCCGCUGGAAAGUUGGCCAAGGACAUCGAGAAAAUGUCUGAUGAAGCUGCUGCCAAUUUUGCUUUUAAGCAGUUGAAAACGAUUCUUCCUGAUGCAUCUCCACCAAUUCAUUAUUUGGUUUCUCAUUGGGGCUCAGAUAUAAACUCUGUCGGUUCUUACAGCUAUAAUAUUGUUGGGCAGCCACAUGAUUUGUUUGAGAGACUUAGGGUUCCUGUAGAUAACAUAUUUUUUGCGGGGGAGGCGACGAGUGCUAGUUAUCCUGGAUCAGUUCAUGGUGCGUAUUCAACUGGCAUGCAAGCCGCCGAGGAAUGCAGAAUGCGUGUUCUGGAACGCUAUGGCGAGUUGGACUUAUUCCAACCUGCUAUGAGUGAAGAUUUGAUCAGCGUCCCCCUCCUUAUUUCUAGGAUGUGACUUAUGGUGUUAUCACAACAAUGUAAUAGAAAAAACUUGUAUGUGAUUAUGUGUUAAAAGAUUGCAACAUAUUUUGUGUGAACAAACUUUGUUAAUGUCUAUAAAUAAAUCAUUAUAUUAGUUAUU